AUGCGAACUGAAAGACGAGUUCCUUUCAAACGGGUGGAAGCCUUUGACCAAUCGAUAGCUCAAGAUAUACAGGUGGCUGAACAUCUGAUGUCUGGAGGCCCUGUGAACUCGUCGGACUUUUCUCUCUUCUCAGGCCUGGAACCCGUCUCAUUUGACUUCCAGUGUGAACUCGACGGUAUAUAUAUUCGGCCAGGCGAUGAUGAUGGCAAAGGUUUACCGGCUAUACCAGCUCCAUUAGAUUACGCUGGCACGACAAUAAAUAACCUACCGGGACAACCGAAGACCAAGUCCUUACCUUUCCUCGGAGAAAGUGAAUCGUAUCCCCCACUGGAGCCGGCUGUGUCAGAGUCUUACUUUUCACCUCCAGAUCCCUGUACUUCAAGAAACCUAUGCCCAUGCACUAGUCUAGCAUUCGAUGUUUUGCAAGAGAUGUACCGCGCUGAGGCCACAUGUCGAUUGGAAAGGGGCUGUGGCUUGCCAUCGAAUGACCACAUCCUGAAGAUCAACCGCACGGCAGCACAAAAUCUUGAUCAGCUUCUAUCUCGAGAAUGUACCGACUGCCUUAAAGACACCAGUAUUCUUUUCCUGAUUGUUACCACAAUGUCAAAAGCCUUGUCGUGGUAUCGAACGGUGUUCGAUCGCAUCGAUCAGCACUCACCUGCCAAGAGCCCUGUUAACCUCAUGGAACCUCUCCCUGUUACACCAAUAUAUUUCGGUGACUUCGAACUUGAUAUUGUUGCUGAGCAGCGUAUCACAGCCCAGGUUCUAUUCUAUGAGCUUCGGUAUAUUAGCAAAGUUCUUUGCUUGAUACAACAGACUGUGCUCGGAAGAGCGCACAAUGGGCGAGAACCGAUAGGCACUCUUCUUGGGGCUAUUUCGCACUUUCUAUCAUCAACAUUGAAUGAUCUAACAUAUAAGGUGGAGGAGCUUUGCGCCUCUAAACUGUCCUCUACCGUUUGUUAG
Molecule: messenger RNA, 963 nt
Organism: Aspergillus nomiae NRRL 13137
Lineage: Eukaryota; Fungi; Ascomycota; Eurotiomycetes; Eurotiales; Aspergillaceae
Exons: 1
Coding region: 1-963 (320 amino acids)
Biological process (GO): regulation of DNA-templated transcription; aflatoxin biosynthetic process
Cellular component (GO): nucleus
Molecular function (GO): DNA binding
Source: RefSeq, a predicted model, not a curated record